Molecule: messenger RNA, 1659 nt
Organism: Impatiens glandulifera
Lineage: Eukaryota; Viridiplantae; Streptophyta; Magnoliopsida; Ericales; Balsaminaceae
Product: ethylene-responsive transcription factor ERF054-like
Exons: 1
Coding region: 114-1322 (402 amino acids)
Biological process (GO): regulation of DNA-templated transcription
Molecular function (GO): DNA binding; DNA-binding transcription factor activity
Source: RefSeq, a predicted model, not a curated record
UCUCUCCUCUCCCCUCCUUCACGUUCUUCGCCCGGUUUGGGAUCAAAGUUGACAACAUUUUAGAUUUCCCAAAGUUAUUUGUCACCAGGGUCCGUCCGUCCGUCCGUCCAUUAAUGGCGUCUCCGAGAAACAAAGGGAAAUCGAAAUUGUUGAGCGAUGAAUAUGAACAAGUUACGAGGAAAUUAACAGAACACGGGAAGGAUGCCGAGGAUCAACUAUGGAAGCCAGUUUUUGAAGAGUCUUCCAUCUCAAACAGACCACUCAAGAAGAUCAAGAGUCCAGAACGUCGAGACCCAUUUCACUAUUCAUCUUCACUUCCUCACGCCUCUGCCGCCUCUAGACCUCCCCUGAUUUCUUCUCCAUCUUCAAGGCUUGUCUUCCCCUUCGCCUUAAACGACGCACAAUUAAAUUUGCCAAACAAAAACAACCCCAUGAUCUCUUUUCACCACCAGCAAGGAUACCCGCCGCCGCCGUAUUUUGCCUCGGAAACUGCUGCUGCGGCAGCUCAGCAGCAGAGGCUAUUACAGAACUGGAGCGAUGCUCUGAAUUUAAGCCCUAGAGGGAGGAUGAUGAUGAUGAUGGCGCAUGAAGGAAUGGCGGUUUUCAGGCCACCGGCGCCGCCUCUUAUCGCGACGAAGCUGUACAGAGGUGUUAGACAGAGACAUUGGGGCAAAUGGGUAGCUGAGAUUCGCCUUCCAAGAAACAGGACUCGUCUCUGGCUCGGCACUUUUGACACUGCGGAGGACGCUGCCAUGGCGUACGAUCGUGAGGCCUACAAACUGAGAGGAGAGAAUGCGAAGCUUAAUUUUCCUGAGCUCUUUCUGAACAAGGGUUUUUCUAAUUCUGGAGAAGCUUCUAAUUCUGCUUCUUCUCAUCAGGGUGGUUCUGAUUUCGAAAGUCAGCCACAACAAGCUCCUCAAAGCUCCGAUUUGAAUGCUGCUUCCAUCAUUUACGGGGAUUCAGAUCUGCUGUCGAGGGAGACCGUGGAUGGUGAAGAAAUCGAGAAGACGAGGCCGGCGGAGUUCGUUUGGCGAGGAGGAGGAGGAGGAGGAGGCGAAAUGGAAGAAUCCUGGUUGAAUUCGAUUGGAGAUGGAUGGGGACCGGGAAGUCCAGUUUGGGAUGAUUUGGAUUUAAACAACAAUCUUCUCUUGCCAUCAAAUCUUCCUAUUGUGGGUGGUGGUGGUGGUGGUUCCGAUCAUAAUCAUAAUCAUCAUCAACAACAGCCGCAGCCAAGCACUGCGCCUUCUUCUGUAUCAUCAUCAUCAUCAUCAUCAUCCAUGUCAUGUCUUUUGAAGCCUUUCUUUUGGAAGGAUCGAAACUGAAUAGGUGAAUCGGUGGUUUCUAGCAUCUGUUAGGAGAAGCGUUUUAGUGAAUCUCCUCAGACAUUUUCAGUGAGUUACUGCUGGUUAUUUUAGAGUAGCAGCCACUGAUCAUAUCGUCUUCAAUUUUCCUUUGGAACUCAGCCAGCCAGCCAGCCAGCCAGCCAUGCAUGGUUUAGCUAGCCGACCACCCAAUCUAUUUAUUUGAAGUUUUAUGGUUGUCAUUUCAUUUGCAGACAUGAAGCGAGACAGUUUAGAGAUCUCCUUCUUGUCAAUUUGUCCAUCAUCCCUCACCCAUGUGGAUUGAUAAUAUAAAACUAUACAUAUCCUUUUGGAUUCA